Molecule: messenger RNA, 7843 nt
Organism: Coregonus sp. 'balchen'
Lineage: Eukaryota; Metazoa; Chordata; Actinopteri; Salmoniformes; Salmonidae
Source: the annotation of a GenBank genome assembly
GGAAAAAGGAGCUAGUCGCCAUUUUGCUUUAGCGCCGCAAGUUAUCAGGGCAGAAUGAUAACCACGUUCGAAUGAAUAUAUUUGAGACAUACGAGUGUUUUAACAAUUCAUUUUUUGUGCAAAUAUCGCAGGUAGUGAGGUGUAAGAGUGUGUAGGUGGAACGCCGUGCUAUUUGUUGGAGUAUUUCCGACUGUAGAACUAGCUAACUGGGAACCGUCCGACUUGAGGUGAUCAUGGGUCGUUCGAGGAGUCGCAGUUCGUCCCGUUCCAAACACUCCAAAAGCAGCAAGCACAGCAAAAAACGGAGCCGGUCGCGUUCGAGGGACAAGGAGAGGGCCAAGAAACGAUCCAAGUCCCGUGAAGCGAAGAGAAACCGGCGCAGAGAGUCGCGUUCUCGUUCCCGGUCAGCCACAGCCUCGACCCGUAGGGAAAGGGAGAGAGCGGUCACACCGCCGGAGAGAAUUGACAUAUUCGGCAGGACACUGAGCAAGAGAAGCGCCCUGGACGAAAAACAGAGAAAGGAGGAGGAGGAGAAGAAGGCCGAAAUGGAAAGACAGAGAAAGAUGUAAGUCGAAACUCAAUAUUUUUUUGCCAUAAUGCGAGACGCGUUUGCUAGUUCGUUUGCUAAUACCAAAUGAUAUUGGUGCUUAUAUUCUCUGGCUACAUGCGUUAGUUAGCUAGAAUGCUAACAGGCAUACGCGCUAGCAAGCUAGCUAGCUGCCUACUAAGCUACGUGUCUUGAGGAGGCCCAAGUCAGCUAUACAAGCCUACAACGUUAGACAACCGGCUAACUAGCUAAGUCACUUGGCUGCAAUUCAUUUGUCUCUAGUCUAAUGGAAUGUAUACAUUUAAAAUCAUUUUAUUAUGCACAUGUAUAGUUGUACAGUUGUGCGUAGGUGGCAAUCUGGUUGGCAAUUUGUUUGUCAUGCAUCACAAAUCAACGACCUAGUGUCAUGUUUAUGGCCUACGGUGGUUUAUCUUGCUAGCCUAGUAGCCUAGUUACGUGUCCUCAAAAAGAUUGUCAACAACAUCCCUCCAAGCUGUGGCUUAUGUGAGACAUUAUGGCCAAAUGUAGUCAACGAAAUAGACAUGCAUGAUAUAGGUCUUGUCACUGGUAAACUGUUUAAAAGGGAGGGAGGGAAUUAAAAACUACAUUAAGUUGCUCACCUGUGAAAUAAAUAAAAAAUCAGGUAGCUAUGCCCCUCUGGUUCUCAACCACUGAAGUCAAACCACAGGAUGUUCAUCUGGCCCCUGCCACUAUAAUAUUUACUUAUGGCAGUCAAAAUUAGCAUUCUGGGCGAAUGACUUAUAAUAAGCCGUAGGAUCAACCAGAGGCACAGUUACCUCUGUUUUAUCUGCUUCAGAACAACAUUCCUUUCUUACUGCAUUAUCCAUGCUCGUUGCACAUUGCAAAACCCUGAGGCGUCACAAUUUAUAGUGCAAUUCAAGGGAAGAAAAAUGUGCUAGACUUUCCUGCUUCAGCGAGCACCUCGCAUAAUGCCCGUCCAUUAUUUGUAGUUAGAUGAUAUUGGUCUGACAGAGAAAGAAAGACAUGGGGUAAACUUGUUGUUGUGCACAUUUUGGCUAGAGGCUGAUGACACCUGAUACCUACAACACGUGAACUACACCUGGUCUGCUGUGUUUACUGCCCAGCCACAGGGCCACUUAACCAGCCACACAAUGUCCAAUAAAGACACGCACACCAGAUAAGGAAGGAUCCUGGUUUCCUGGUUAUGUGUAACCAAACCAAAUGAAAUCAGAGAGAAGGACAGUGUUGUGUUUUAAGUCGUGCCUGAAGCAAUGUGACAACGACUCCGAUAAUCACGUCCUGUUGAUAGGGCAGCUGAAACAGUUUAAAAUGUGUUUGAACAGUAAACAGGACGCCUACCUUGUGUUCGUGUGCGCGACCUGACUCCCCCCGGGCAUGCAGUUAGGACUGACCCACACCUACAUUUACCCCCCCAGUUCUCUGCUGAUCUGGACAAGCUCACUUCCAACCACCAAAGGGGGGUCAUGUCAUGUCACAUCAGGACCACCUCAUCUCCUGUUGUCCAGUGCCCCUGUCGUCUGUAGUCAAUGGGGCAAAUCUGUUUCCCCACACACGUUGCAUGUUUAGUACAUAUGUCAUAAUGCCAUGUGCUGCAAUUCCCCAAAUCACUGAAACACCUUUUUUUUUUUAACAUAAAAGUAGCUUUAUAACCCUGAUAAACAAACAAAUGCACAAUUCCCAGAGUUUGGAGAUAGGAACACAAGCAUUUUGCUACACCCGCAAUAACAUUUGCUAAAUAUGUGCAUGUGACCCAAAUAAAAUUUGAUUUGAUUUGUUCCUGUAGCAAUGUCUGACCUUUUAAGUUACAUUGAUUCAACCUUACCUGAAUAUGCAUUGAUCGUAUCAUGUCACUUGUGCUACCAUGUCAGCAACCCUCCCCUCUUUCUCUCGCCACCCCUGCCGUGCAGCCGUCAGGUGGAGAUAGAGGAGAAGCUGAUCGAGGAGGAGACGGCGCGUCGCGUGGAGGAGCUGGUGGCCAAGCGGGUGGAGGAGGAGCUGGAGAAGCGCAGGGACGAGAUAGAGAGGGAGGUUCUGCGGCGCGUGGAGGAGGCCAAGCGCAUCAUGGAACGUCAGCUGUUGGAGGAACUGGAGAGACAGAGGCAGACAGAGCUGCAGGCCCAGAAGGCCAGAGAGGUAACGCUCGGUCGUUGGGAAUGCAGGCACCCCCCAUCUCCUCUAACCAUUCCCACUACUGCCCAACCCCCCCCCCUUCCCCGAACUGGCCAUGGCACAAGUUUCUCUGCUCUGGGGAGGGUGAGAGGGUAGGACAGGGCAGCUGAGGCUCAGGAUAGGUGGGAAGGGUUAGAGCGCUGUGCUUUAGGGGUGGUAGACUGAGUGUUUCUAAGUGGGGAAGUUAAAUGGCCGAUAUUUGGCAGUGGACAGUCAAAAGGAAGACACGCAGGAUUCAGUUGAGACUUUUGCCAUGGCCGAGUUAUGACAAUUUACUGACUUCAUCCCGUCAUUCUCCCCAUUCAUACAUUCCUAUUCAGAAUUAUUCAUAACUUCUACUUUCAUUAUUGUAAAUAUCUCCUUUUUUAAAUCUGUAAUAAAGAGCUCUUUUCAAAUUGACAUUUCAUUAUCAGUAACUGUCUCUGUUUGUGUCCAACAUUCAGUGAACAUUUUUAUUGCCCCAGGCAUGCAGCGAACACCGGUUUGCCCGUCCCACGACCCACCGAGAAACACAUAGGGAUGGAGAAGCUUUGGCUUUAUUAGUUACAAAUCAGUCCCUUUUAGCCCAAUAGCUUAUUUUAGGGGUGUAACGGUACAUGUAUUUGUACUGAACCUUUGACAACGUGGGUCUCAUUAUGCCUGGCGAAAACCAAACACUUCAUUCCACAGUAAGAACCUCAUACCAACGGUCAAGCAUGGUGGUGGUAGUGUGAUGGUCUGGGGACUUUUCUGCCUCAGGACCUGGACGACUUGACUUAAUAGAAGGAAUCAUGAAUUCCGCUCUGUAUCAGAUAAUUAUACAGGAGAAUGCCGGGACAUCCGUCUGUAAGCUGAAGCGCAGCUGGGUCAUGCAGCAAGACAAUGAUCCAAAACACACAAUCAAGUCUACAUGAAAAUGGUUAAAAAGCAACAAAUUUGAUGUUUUGGAAUGGCCUAGUCAAGGUCUAGACCUAAUCCCAAUUGAGAUGUUGUGGCAGGACUUGAAACAAGCAGUUCAUGCUUGAAAACCCACAAAUGUCGCUGAGUUAAAGCAGUUCUGCAUGCAAGAGUGGGCCAAAAUUCCUCCACAGCGAUGUGAGAGACUGAUCGACAACUACAGAAAGCAUUUGGGUGCAGUCAUUGCAGCUAAAGGUGGCACAACCAGUUAUGGAGUGCCUGGGGGCAAUUACUUUUUCACACGGGCAUUGGGUGUUUCAUAACUUUGUUAAUGAAAUAAGUAUGUAAUUGUUAUUUGUUAACUCAGGUUCCCUUUAUCUAAUAUUAGGUUUCAGUUGAAGAUCUGAUAACAUUCAGUAUCAAAAAUCAGAAAGGGGGCAAAUACUUUUUCAUUGCACUGUAUAUGGCAUCAGAAAUACCAGCACUAUUUUCUUAAAUACAAAUCACCACUAACUCUUGGCAUUUCAUUUUCCCACUGUACCGAAACGAACCGUGACCCCAAAACGACAAUACGUACCGAACCGUGACCCCAAAACGACAAUACGUACCGAACCGUGACCCCCAAAACGACAAUACGUACCAAACCGUGACCCAAAAACGACAAUACGUACCAAACCGUGACCCAAAAACGACAAUACGUACCAAACCGUGACCCAAAAACGACAAUACGUACCAAACCGUGACCCCCAAAACGACAAUACGUACCAAACCGUGACCCCCAAAACGACAAUACGUACCAAACCGUGACCCCCAAAACGACAAUACGUACCAAACCGUGACCCCCAAAACGACAAUACGUACCGAACAGUGACCCCCAAAACGACAAUACGUACCGAACAGUGACCCCCAAAACGACAAUACGUACCGAACCGUGUGUUUUGGUGAACCGUUACACCCCCUAGUUUAUUUCAUAGUAGUUCUAGCGACUAAUUUGGUUUAUUGUCCUCUCAGUAGACAGAGGCUGGGCAUAGACAAUAUGUUGGUGAAGCUAGCAACCCCCCCCCCCCCCCCCCAGGCUUCAUUAAUGAGGGCCAGGUUUGUGUAUAGUACAGUAAUAAUGCUUUGUGAAUGAGCGGCGCAGCCAAUGCCCAGCGACCCUGACUCGCACAGGGAUCGGCCAGUGGCUCAGUACUAAUCGGAUGAGAAAUGUGUCCCCAACAACCCCCCCAGGAGACCUGCCACUCCACUCCUUUCCCCUAGGAGUUAAUAAGACACCACUUUCUGUUUUUGAAUACAUUUAGUUUUAUUAGGCUAUGAUUACAUACACAAUUUUGUUUAGUGUGUCCAAUAAAGUUGACCUUAUCAUCCUCCCCUCCUAACCCAUGUUUUGAAUAGCUCCCAUUUAGAAGGCAUCUGCUCUGGGAUACAUCAUGUAACAAAUGAAGGACCUCGUUUCCUGUUUGCAAGGUCAACAAUCUCUGCUCUAAUUCUGUCUGUUAAUGAUACUUUUUAUUUAAUCAUUUUUUAAAAAUGUUUUUAAAGAAAACAAACAACCACAGCAAAUGUUCUCUUUAUUUGACGUCCCCAUGACUUGCUUCUCUUUAGGGGUGUUUUUUGUUUUAUUUUUGUUCAUUUAUUUCAUUUGGAUUUUGGACCCAACUUGUGUUAACACCACCUGUCUUUAACACCAUUUGACCUGAACUGGCCUGCAGAAAGCUCCAAGCUCAUGUGCUGUGUUCAGCCCUCCUCCACACUGUGCUGUAUUCUACUGCUGCGGUAUGUUGUCUCCAUGUGAACUGAGCCAGAGAGAGAGUGGCUUUAAAGAGUGCUGCAGGCUAGCGGUACAACAGAUCAGAUUUAAAGAGGAAGGCCACAGGCGGGCCGCCCUCUCCCCCCUUCCCAGGAGCGUUUCUGUCUCUGCAGGGGACACAGUCUGGACGAGACAGUACAUAUUCAACCGUUUUAAUGCCGAAUGCUUUCACCAGUUGUGUAGGUACACAGGCAAGGAAAAUGCGUAGGUAUACGUGCAUUGGUGAGGCAAAACUAUUCACUCCUUUUUUUUUUUAUCCUUCUUCUCUUGCUUGAUAAGAAAGCAAAGUUUGUUUUGUCUUUUUAUCUGUUUUGAUAUCUACUACAUAAGUGUGAUGAGUGGGUUUCCCCUUUUUAUAUUCUAUUUUUUAAUGUCUUUAAUAAUCCAGUGAAGGCUAUAAGUGUUAAGUGGUUCCUAUAUGGGCGGGUUUUGUCACGAAUAGCGGGAGAGGGGGGGGAAAAGGGGGCUUCUUUUUCCCUUUGAUAUAUUUAGUGCUUCUGUGUUCUAAAAGCAUUCUGCUUGACAGAGAGAACUUAUGGGAUAGUGUGGUUGUGAUGGGAGAGGCUGAGCGCACUCCUUUGUGUUAGGAUGAAGACGAGUGACUGUGCCAACGUGUGUGUGUGUUAAGAGAGGCCAAUCAUGUGUACGUGGGUGUGUGUUUGGGAGUGUGGGUAUAUGUGUGUGUGUGUGUGUGUGUUUGGGAUGUCGUGCGGCCGUAGCCUGUGCUAAUAUGGCAUUGUGUCUUUAGGAGGAAGAAAGAUCCAAACGGGACGAGCUGGAGAAAAUCCUGGAGGAGAAUAACCGCAAGAUCGCUGACGCUCAGGCCAAGCUGGUACACCACCUCCUCUGUUUUCCUCCUCUGUUCUGUUCAAAGAGAAAAAUACACAUUUGGCUACUUUCCCAAACCCCUAAAUGCAAACAGGGCUAUUCUAUGAUGAAAUAUGGUCGUCUUGAUAUUGAAAUACGUGGUCACCGUAGCUUUGAUGCAUUUUUUGUUAUGACAUUGAGGGUGUUAACGUAGAUUCCCAGGGCUUCUGUGAGAAACGCUACUCUAGUACAGAACGGUAAUGCAUGCUGGCACAGGCUUUGUAUUGAUGGUUAUCAGGAGCCAUUAACAAUAAGUGUUUUUCCUUCGCCUGUUUAUUUUCUGUUUCUGAAACUUGACUCAUUUGUAAGAUGGAUUUAUUUAAUUUGGAUGUGACAUGGACAAGCCAAGAUUGUAGUAAACAAGGUUAAAAGUAACAACAACAAAAAAACGAACAGAUUCUAGUAAUAAUCUUGGCAGGGCUCAGAAAACAUGAACAGUUUUGUGGGCAUUUUGGCACUGCAGGAUCUCUAUCCUGAACUGACCCUGUUGUGUGUGUGUGUGUCACCAGGCUGAGGAGCAGUUGCGUAUCGUAGAGGAGCAGAGAAAGAUUCACGAGGAGAGGAUGAAGCUGGACCAGGAUCGCCAGCGGCAACAGAAGGAGGAACAGAAAAUGAUCCUGGGCAAGGGAAAGUCCCGGCCCAAGCUCUCCUUCUCCCUCAAGGCCACCGAAUGAAUCUCUCCUCUCCUCCUCCUCCUCUCUGGAACGCUAUCUGUGUGUUAGUGUGGAAGGCUGAAGGAAGGGUAGCCCACACCAGCGCUGUCCUGUCUUAACACACACCGCCCUGCUCUACAGAUCUUUCCCAACCAAGCCAAACACCCGUCUAGUCGCUUGACCGCUCCACCCCCCACCCAAUGACUAUUGUUUGUGCUUUUUUUUUUGUGGUUUUAUUUGAAUUUUUAAGGGUUUGAUCUGUCAUGUACAAAGCUGUCACUACUUGGUCCUCCUCUUUCUUUGGUCCACGAGCGGUUGAAUGCCCUCUGUUUCUUUUUUUUCUUUUUUUACAGUAAGCAAACUAGGAUAAAAACUCAUAACGUUGAUAAGUGUGUCCAGUUGAAGCUUAUUAAAACAGUGUGUGGUUUAGGAAUUGGCCUAGGUUUUCCUGUGCCGUGGGUCUAAUGUAGAAAGCUGAAGCUGCAGCCAGGGCUAACCUAAACUCAGUAAAGCACGAUCACCUCUGCUCUAGCUGACAGGUUAGUCUUCAACCUCCUUACACCUCACAUCCGCUCAGAUUUUAUUUUGCCUCACGUUUCUCCUCGGUAGAGUAGCGGCAAAUAGAAAAACCAAACGUCAACGAAGACCCACUGCUGCACAGGGGAACCCAGGCCAAUUCCCAAUCUGCCCAAAGAGCGGGUCUGGGUGGCGUUGCAGGGUUGGAACAGGAUACGAGUCUCAUCCGUGGUCAGGACAGGGGAGUGGGGGGGCAGGAGACGAGAGACAUUUCCUGUAUGAUGUAAUAUUAAGAGUCUCCGUCAUGUGGUGUCAUACUCCUGUGCGAUAAUAUGUGAAAUGAAUCCAAACAGCAAGGGAUUUAUAAUCUUGCAUCAUUUACUGAACUCUUACUGUGCAAUC